AUGGACAAUGCAGAAGUAUAUUGGCAGUUCGUGGGUGGAUGUACACGUUCAAGAUGUGGAUUACCCAACGCCCAAGGAUCGUUACACGGCGACCGAAUGGUUUCCACUCCAGGGUCUCCGACGUCCUCACCGACGCCGAGCCCGACGCCCUCCCCAACGCCCGAGCCCACACCGAGCCCCACACCGGGCCCUUCGCCGAGCCCAACGCCGAGUCCCACUGCGAGCCCUUCACCGAGCCCCACGACGAGCCCGACGCCAAGCCCGACGUCCAGCCCGAGCCCAACGCCGAAUCCCACAACGAGCCCCUCGCCGAGCCCCACGCCGAGCCCCACACCGAGCCCUUCACCGAGCCCAUCGCCAAGUCCCACAACGAGCCCCACGCCGAGCCCGACAUCAAGCCCGACAGGGUCUCCAACAUCUUCACCGAGCCCCACAGCGAGCCCGACACCCGCGCAGAGCCCUACACCAAGCCCCACGCUGGGCCCUUCAUCGCGUACCUCCGAGAGCGACGCGCAGUUCCUGAUCCAGGCCACCUUCGGGCCUACCCGCAGCAGCCUGGAGGAGCUGAGCCGAGCGACGCUGCAGUCAUGGGUAUGGACACAGCUUCAGGCCCCAGCCGAGUCGCACCGCGAGUAUUACCGCAAGCGGGUCAGCAGCCGGCGGGCCGACGGCAAUCUGAUCGGCUCACCGCGGUCCUUGUGUGCGUACGGUUCCCGUUGGCAUUCUUUUGCCUUCAGUGCCGCGGAUGAGGGGAAGCCCAUCAGCGUCACGGGCAACAAGAUAUACGUCGACGGCGUACACCACCGGAGCGACAUCGAUCCCACUUAUGCUGGAAACGGCCUUCCUGCCCCCGUCCAUUGUACGGACAACGCGAUCCCUUGGAUGGUGAAAGGACAUGGAAGUUGCAGCGAUUAUGAUAUUCAGUCGGGGUUGUGCGGCCGCAGCGAGUCUUGGAGAGCAAAUAUGUGGUGCCAGCAGACCUGUUUUGAUCAAGGCAACCGAUACGGGACGGACGACUGCUCUCCAGGUUGGGUCUCCUUGAAAGUUUCCGGCUACCUCUGCAACGUCGAGGAUGAGCUGGGUGGCGUCCUGGGUAUUGGAACUUCGUCCUGCGACAACAAGCGCUACUUCUUGAAUCCUGCCAUCUGGUUCUCCAGCUCCCCGGGCGACCCCGACACGUCGCUGACUUUUGACCAGGUCAGGCCCGGGGUCAUCACGCUCGCGCAGCGCCACGGCGAGCCCAGCGCCUCGUGCGACCUGGGCCUGUUCGUGCACCACGGCGGCCAGUACUACGUGUCCGACCCGAGGCUGGAGCUGCUCCAGAACGACCUGGCCUCCCCCUCGGGCGGCGACCAGAACGCCUGCCGCGCCGUGCCGAGGACGUUCCUCAACGAGGGCAGCUGCCAGCUGCGCGCCGCCUGCGGCGCCCUCGCGGUGGGCGACACCUCGCCCCCGGCGACCUUCGUCCUGAACGCCGCGACCUUGCAGCUCUUCCACGAGUCCUCGGCCCAGAGGUACGUGUACGAGGUCACGGGCCUCGUCGACGUCGCGUCGCCCUGCGGGAGGCGCUCGCGGUGGAGGCUCCUGGACUGCGGCUCGGAGGCGUGCGGCGAGAGCGUCGGGAGCGCCACCGAGGCCGCCGCCGUGGCCGCGGCCCUCUCGCAGGAGGCCGGCCCCCUCCGCGACGUGUACGUGAGCUGCGAGGGCGUGGCGGCCGGUGCCGUCGUCCAGAGUGGCGCCAGCUACUUCAUGCACGUGCACUCCAACGAGCACAACGUCUACGACUUCACGAAGUGGGUCAGCGACCACCCGGGCGGCACGGAGCCGAUCACGCGGUGGGCCACGGGCGACUUCAGGCUCGAGUUCCCGUCCUGGCACCCGAUCGGCCGCUGGGCCACUGCGCAGCCGUCCCUGGAGUACAUCGGGAGGCUGGGCGACACCGUCGACUUCGAGGCCCUGCCGGUGGCGCUUCAGGCCGCCUGGACGGUGGGCUACGAGUCGUGCGGGUCGCCUGGCGAGGUGGCGAACGAUCCGAGGCUUGGGCACCAUUUCAGCUUCUACACCGACUACACCUCGGGCCUCAACGACCUUGAUUUCGAGGUUCCUUCUUUUAGACCUUCGUCUGAGCUCUCCAGAACAACGGUAUGGACCAUGAUGGCGCUGGACGCAAAUGACCAGCUACGGCAACGGGCUGCUUGGGCGCUCUCUCAGAUCCUGGUGGCCAGCACGAACGGCCUCUCCCAGCAUGCCCGGUUCCAGUCAGAGGGCUGGGUGAAUUACUACGACAUAUUCGUGCGGAACGCGUUUGGCAACUACCGCGAUGUGCUCAGGGAGGUCACCUACAGCCCUAUCAUGGCCGAGUACCUGAGCUUCCGGAACAACCAGGCGCUGGACUCCAGCGGGAGCUACCCCGACGAGAACUACGCGCGGGAGAUCAUGCAGCUCUUCACGAUAGGCCUCUGGGAUCUCAACCAGGACGGCACCAGGAAGACCGACGCCAAUGGAGACUUCGUGCCCGCGUACAGCAACGACGACAUCAUGAACUUCGCGCGCGUGCUCACCGGCUUCACGGAGCAGGCCGAGCGCCCCAACAUCGAGAGCUACAACAAGGAAGAGGAACUUUGUGGACCCGAUGCGGAUGGUGGGGGACUGGCACGACGUGUACCCGAAGCCAGACCUGAGCGGCGGCUACUUGGGCGACGGCUACCCGCUGUGCUCGGACCUCCCGCCGCGGGCCUUCCUGCUCGAGGGGGCGAGGUACAGGUUCGUGGGGUACGCCUACUCCGGAAGCGACGUUCUCGUGCUGAAUUCCAGCUCGGCGCUGUACGCCGCGCUGGCGCAGAUCAGGCUCAGCGUGGAGCUCGGCAGCACCCUCGGCUGCCACGCCGCGGAGUGCACCGCCCACAGCGUCCACGUGGUCCAGGCCGGGCAGGGCUAUUAUGA
Molecule: messenger RNA, 2943 nt
Organism: Prorocentrum cordatum
Lineage: Eukaryota; Dinophyceae; Prorocentrales; Prorocentraceae
Source: the annotation of a GenBank genome assembly